Molecule: messenger RNA, 480 nt
Organism: Anoplophora glabripennis (Asian longhorned beetle)
Lineage: Eukaryota; Metazoa; Arthropoda; Insecta; Coleoptera; Cerambycidae
Product: serine protease 7-like
Exons: 2
Coding region: 1-345 (114 amino acids)
Biological process (GO): proteolysis
Molecular function (GO): serine-type endopeptidase activity
Source: RefSeq, a predicted model, not a curated record
AUGUUUGCAGAAAUUCCUCUACAUAAUUUUGUAGAACGUCCAACAUCCUUUAGCAAGGUAAAACUGUUUGUCGGAUUGCCUCCGUUCGACAAAUCGGCGUGCAUAGAAAAAUACAGGAUUUACAGAAUAUAUCUCAACGAGUCACAGGUCUGCGCGGGAGGUGAAGAAAAUGCGGGCAGCUGUAUUGGAGAUUCGGGAGGUCCCCUGAUGAUGCAAAAAGAUAACACUUGGUACGCUGCGGGUGUGGUGAGCUUCGGAGCAGGCUGUGGAAUGAGGGGAUUACCAGGAGUAUACACGAACAUUGCCAAGUUCCUACCAUGGAUCAAGUCUCAAAUGAUAGAAUAAGAGAAUAAUUGAAGAAAAAAUGCUGACCAUCAUGCAGACAACAUAGUCAUGAAUAUUUACACAAUAGAGUAGUUUCCUUCAACCGCAAAAAAAUGGAAAUGUUCAUUCCUCAAAAAUAUAUAUAUUUUUUAAAUA